AUGUGUGGACUUAUGAUGAAGUUAAAAUGGUGUGCUUGGGCAGCAGUUUAUUGUUCUUUUAUUAGUUUUGCAAAUUCUCGUACUUCAGAAGACACCAAACAGAUGCUCAGUAGUUUUAUGUUAUCAAUAUCGGCAGUUGUGAUGGCAUAUUUACAGAAUCCUCAGCCAAUGUCACCACCAUGGUAGCAUUUUUUAACAGAACCUUGUUACUUCAUUCAGAGUAAAGUUGAGA
Messenger RNA from Mytilus californianus (California mussel), 232 nucleotides. RefSeq names its product PAT complex subunit Asterix. The transcript is spliced from 3 exons. The record is from RefSeq and is a predicted model, not a curated record. Gene Ontology annotation, molecular function: protein folding chaperone. Lineage: Eukaryota; Metazoa; Mollusca; Bivalvia; Mytilida; Mytilidae. Gene Ontology annotation, cellular component: endoplasmic reticulum membrane. Bases 1 to 186 code for a protein of 61 amino acids. Gene Ontology annotation, biological process: protein insertion into ER membrane.